Glycine soja is the source of this 706-nucleotide messenger RNA. Its product is annotated as N-terminal acetyltransferase A complex auxiliary subunit NAA15-like. Gene Ontology annotation, molecular function: protein-N-terminal amino-acid acetyltransferase activity. Gene Ontology annotation, biological process: N-terminal peptidyl-methionine acetylation. The transcript is spliced from 3 exons. The record is from RefSeq and is a predicted model, not a curated record. Bases 398 to 658 code for a protein of 86 amino acids. Gene Ontology annotation, cellular component: cytoplasm. Lineage: Eukaryota; Viridiplantae; Streptophyta; Magnoliopsida; Fabales; Fabaceae.
AUUUAAUGAGUAAAUUUGAGAGUUUGAUAACCACGUUUGAGACAAUUAAAUCCGAUACAGCACACGAAAAGUUAUGAGUGAGUGACCCAUUAUAGACCGACCCGAACCGCGACAGGUGUUGUAAAUUAGUAAUGUGGGUGAGUGUGGAAGUUAACUGCACGCAGGCACAAUGUUCUUGUGUAGUAAAUAUUAUUUUUAGAAGAAACCAAAUAAAAAAAGAAAAAAGGAAAUAUAGGAGCAAUAGCACGUAGUGGUUCGGUUCCUUGCUUCUUGUUGACAAUAGGGUUGAACUUGCACUUCACGCACAUGCCAUCCACAACACAACUGAACCCUUUCUCUUUCUUCUUCGUUUCCGCCAAAACACAUACUCUCAUUCUUAGUCUCUGCCACCGCUAAAAUGGGUGCUUUUCUUCCUCCAAAAGAGGCCAACCUCUUCAAGCUUAUUGUUAAAUCCUAUGAAACCAAACAAUACAAAAAGGGCCUCAAAGCAGCCAAUACCAUUUUGAAAAAAUUUCCUGACCAUGGAGAAACUUUAUCAAUGAAGGGUUUGACAUUAAAUUGCAUGGAUCAUGGUGUAGCUCCAUGUAGAGCUUGUAGGCCUUGGAUCUUCUUCAUCAAUGGAGCCCUUUACUUCUUUAAGAUCAUGGCAGUGGAAUGAAGAAGGAAGAAAGAUGAUUAGAGACGCCACUUCAAGGAGAAGAUGAGU